AAAAGGUACACAUGCUCUUAUAUUUAUCAGGUACAGCCAUGCAAUUCAGAUCACUCAAAUUUCUCGUGGAUUGGAAAUCUCCACAACAAAUGAGUAAAUCUAUUUUCUUUCUAUCAGCUUUUUCCAUUUCUUGGAUAGUCUCAUAAAUAAUAUCUAAUUCGCCAUGGGCGCAUCCUUCUACAGCAAUCCUCAUUUUUACUUUUAUGGGUAAUUUUAUAAUUGAUAACACGAAUAACUAUUUCCAGCUAUUUGUCUAAUUACUAAAAUGCCAAGAAAAACAUAUAAUGUAAUCAACUAUUCUAACCUAACAACUUUCUGACACAACCGCCAUUUUUUUAACCUACACCAAUAAGAUCGUUGCUAUAACAACGGUCGUGCAGUGAAAUCACUUAAGCCGAUAUAAGGAUCUUACAAUCGGAACAUUCACAUAGGAUGUGCAUGUGAAAGAGAGGUCAAAUUUUAACGAUUGUGCAAAUUAAAUACAAAUGAUUGUUCUUAAUGAUUAAUCUAAUAUAUUGAAGCUAAUUAUGAGCAUAAGUUUUAGUACAGAAGAAGGAUGGAUAAUAUCCCAUUUGCAGUAUCUUAAUGAUAUAUAUAAAAAUGUGAAAGAUUGUAAUACGCUAUGCAAGUUAAUUUUCAAUGAGACUUUAUUUGAAAUCAAUUCUCAAUAUUUGCGACAAAAUCAGACUACUCAAUUUGAUCGAGACGAAGAAAACCCGUUACAAAAUAAGAGUAGAAAAAGAAAGAGAUCAAGACUUCUGCCAGAAGAUGAUCUGAAAGAGAUUAAUUAUGUCAAACAAGCAUUUAAUCAAAUAAUGUCAUCUGCAAAAACAGAAGGCUUAUUUGCUUGUAAUGUAAUACCGAAUAAUAAUGAAGCUGCGCGCUUGGUAUCACAGAAGUUUUAUCAGGACACAUUUUCUGCAGAAGAAGAAUAUUUUUAUGGUUGCAAUGAUGCGGAUAUAGCUAUUAUAUCGGGAGCAAAAGAAAAGAAAUAUGCAUUUCCAAAGAAAUGUAACUUUUAUUGUUAUGAUGUGAAAGAUAUUGCUAAGAAAUUGGAGCUAAGCAAUCAAUACGAUUUUAUAUUGUUGGAUCCUCCUUGGUGGAACAAGUCUAUAAGAAGGAAAAAGACCAAAUACCUGGAAGCUAGUUACAAAAUGAUGUACAAUGAGGAGCUAGCCAAAAUACCAAUUGGAAAAUUAUUGUGUUCAAAUGGGCUUGUGGCAAUAUGGUGCACAAAUGCUCCUAGUCAUCUGAAUAGUAUUUUUAACAAUAUAUUUCCAUCUUGGGGUAUAACAUUUAAAGCAAAGUGGUAUUGGAUCAAAGUCACUCAAGCGGGAAAUACAAUAUGCAAUUUUAAUUCAACACUUGGCAAGCAGCCUUAUGAAUUACUAGUGUUGGGAUCUGUAUUAAAACACAAUGAAAUAAACAUUCCUGAUGGGAAAUUAAUAAUAAGUGUUCCAAGUGCGGUACAUUCUCACAAACCGCCGCUUACAGAAGUUAUGAAAGAGUAUCUUCCAAAUGAACCAAAGUGUUUAGAAAUAUUUGCAAGAUAUUUGCUUCCUAAUUGGACAAGUUGGGGUCUUGAAGUUCUAAAAUUUCAGCAUUUGUCACUCUAUACAGUUAUAGAGGAAACACAAGAAGUUCAAACCAAUAGUAAAACAGAUGUAAAUAAAUUAACUACGUAAAAUAAAAUAUAGGAAUAUAAUAAAUAUU
Nomia melanderi (Alkali bee) is the source of this 1713-nucleotide messenger RNA. It is a transcript of the gene Mettl4, whose product is annotated as Methyltransferase like 4. The record is from RefSeq and is a predicted model, not a curated record. Gene Ontology annotation, cellular component: nucleus. NCBI's taxonomy places the organism in Eukaryota, Metazoa, Arthropoda, Insecta, Hymenoptera, Halictidae. Gene Ontology annotation, molecular function: methyltransferase activity; nucleic acid binding. Gene Ontology annotation, biological process: methylation.